CAUCUCCUCCCCUCCCGUUAGUUUAAGUCAGGGCGGAAGAUGGCGGCUGCUGCGGCUGGGACAGGUCCAGGGGUCCCAGAUGGGGAGCCGGAGGGGUCAAACCGCGAUCACAGUGCUUUUGAAUGCAACAUCUGUCUGGAGCCUGCCAGAGAAGCCGUCAUCGGCCUGUGCGGCCACCUGUACUGCUGGCCUUGUCUUCAUCAGUGGUUAGAAACUCGGCCGGAGCGUCAGGAAUGUCCUGUGUGCAAGGCAGGCAUCAGCCGGGACAAAGUCAUUCCUCUCUAUGGGCGUGGAAGCUCUGCUCAGCAGGAUCCCAGAUUGAAAACUCCUCCCCGACCUCGAGGGCAGCGCCCAGAGCCUGAGUCGCGAGGGCAGGGCAUCAGCAGUUUCCCUGAAGCAGCCACAGGCUUCCACAUGGCAUUUGGCAUUGGCGCAUUCCCUUUUGGCUUUUUUGCUACGGGCUACAGUGCUCCAGGAGAAAGAGCAGAUACAGAUGUGGCCAGACCAUCCAGCUGGCAGGAUUCGUUAUUUCUUUUCAUUGCCAUCUUCUUUUUCUUCUGGUUACUCAGUGUAUAACUGGCUGGACCCUGCUGAGCUUAACCUGUACUAAAAAAAAACAAAAACCUAAAGAACAGAACAAAAGGACUUUAAUAUUGGGGGGGAUGAUGGGGGGGUGGGGAGAGAGAGAGACACCGGGUUUUGGGUGGGUGGCUUUGAUUCCUGACCUCGUAGGAGAGACAGCAGGGGAUUAAUACUAUAUGGUGGAGUGAAAUCCUCUCUUUUGCAUUCACCACCACCCCCCAUCCUGAGAAUUAAAACCAUAAUAGGGCUGCUUGCUUCUUCAAGCGGUUUGCAAAUGGUUGUCUAUAUACAACCCCAACCUAAUUAUGGAUUGGAACGGGGAGUAACUAUGCUAGAACGAUCCCUUUCUGUUCUUCAAAGAAAGAUCUCAAAUGUGACGGCAAUCUCGAAUUCCGGCGAAGGUUGGAGAGGGCCGAAGCAAGCCCACGUGCGGACUACUCCUCGUUCUUUCCAGAUUACAUAAAAGCAAGAGGUUGAAGGAAGUCUGGCCUUGUGCAUCUUCCUCUCCCCCUCCCCCUUGUUCUGGUUGCAAUAACAUUUGCCUAUCAAUCGGCGAUCAAUUUAAUCUUACUGAGCCCACAGCGACUAGAUCUGCCUCUACGUAAAAGUGUACGAAUCGGGGAAAGGGGUUUUGGAGGGAAAGCAAAUUGGGAGGGUGGGGGGACGACAGACUCUCUCUCUGAUAGAGAUGUGGUGAUGUGGAGUCUCCCCUGUUCAGCCACAGAAAGUGAUUGUGGGAAGGGCUGCGAAGACGUUUGAAAGUCAGAGGCAGGGAAGGAGAAGACCUGGUGCUUCAGGACCCCACAGGAAGGGGCUGCAUAAUUUCUUUUUAACGAGAUUGGGUGAUUCUCUCAAACAGCUUCUCUUACCUACUUUUUUGAUAGGGCAAACUGCCCGAGUUUUGAUAAUGCCUCUGCUAUAGUGGGUAUUUUUCUCUCCCCCUCCCCUCCUCUCUCUUUUUGAGGGAGGUUAUUUAAUGUUGGAGUAACUCAACCCUUCGAGAUGGGGGAUGAUGCUUGCCUUCGGUUGUUAAUGCUUCAUCCACCCAUCUCCGACUCUUCCAACAAUGUCAGGGAAACGUUUAGGGUUGGUGAGGGGACGGUCGAUCACCGGACAUUGUAGUCUUGACUAACAGUAUUUCCUUGGAUAAUGUUCCUUGGAUAAUGAUUUCAUUUGGGGUGACGGAGAAGGGAUGUUGAUGUCAAUUAACUAAUGCUUUAAUUAAAUUUCACUCGUGAUUCCUA
Molecule: messenger RNA, 1826 nt
Organism: Ahaetulla prasina
Lineage: Eukaryota; Metazoa; Chordata; Lepidosauria; Squamata; Colubridae
Gene: RNF5
Product: ring finger protein 5
Exons: 6
Coding region: 40-576 (178 amino acids)
Biological process (GO): ubiquitin-dependent protein catabolic process
Cellular component (GO): endoplasmic reticulum
Molecular function (GO): ubiquitin protein ligase activity; ubiquitin-like protein conjugating enzyme binding
Source: RefSeq, a predicted model, not a curated record